GAUCUCUUGUCAGAACGUGUGCCUGGACUGCAAGAAGAGCUUCUGCGAGUCCUGCUCCCACCGCCUGGAGGGGGGCCUGUGCCGCUGCCUCCUCUGCGAGCGCUUCCGGGCCACGGGCCUCCGCCGCGAGGACCUCAUCAAGAUGAAGGUCAAGGACCUGCGGGACUACCUGGACCUGCGGGACGUCUCCACCACCACCUGCCGCGAGAAGGACGAGCUGGUGGGACUCAUCCUCGGCCUGCGGGAGCUCGACCCGGACCCCCGGGGAGACCGGGCCCCUCCUCCGGCGGAGACCCCCUCCCGGGCCCUCCCGGAUGAGUGUUCGCCGACCACCAUGGACCCCCCGGUGCAGAUGGAGCAGCCGGCUCAGGCCAAUGGGCAAGCGCUGCCCAGCCAGGACAUGGCGGACGUCGUCGAGGAGGCAGCGGAGCGGCGGAACGAAGAGGAGACGCAGUCCAUCGACUCGGAGGACAACCUGGUCCCCGGGCGGAGGGCCUCCCUCUCGGACCUGACCAGCCUCGGGGACAUCGAGGGCCUCUCCGUCCGGCAGCUGAAGGAGAUCCUGGCCCGCAACUUCGUCAACUACAAGGGCUGCUGCGAGAAGUGGGAGCUGAUGGAGAGGGUCACCCGCCUCUACAAGGAGAAGGACCUCCAGCACCUCGUUUCCGACAUGGAUGACCCGACGGCCCCGCCGCCCAGCGCCCCCUCGCAGCUCCCGCCGUCCGCGGAGGAGAACCUCUGCAAGAUCUGCAUGGACUCGGCCAUCGACUGCGUCCUCCUGGAGUGCGGCCACAUGGUCACCUGCACCAAGUGCGGGAAGCGCAUGAACGAGUGCCCCAUCUGCCGCCAGUACGUCAUCCGGGCCGUCCACGUCUUCCGGACUUAACGGGGGGGAGGGGGGCCGUCUCGUCGGCCAUCUUGGUCCAGGAAGCGCCCGCGGGGCAAAGGGGCCCCAGAGACUCGGUCGGGGCCGGGUUUCGGGCCCCCGCCUCACUUACCGCAGUGCCUACAGAGCCCAAAAACGCCUCCAUAUUGGAACGGCAGGGACCGAAGGACCCCCUCGGGGGUAUUUCCCCCUUCUCCCCCCCCCCCACCCGAAAUGCCGAGAGAGGCUUGGCGAAUAAAAACAAAAGUGGUCUUAAA
Anolis carolinensis (green anole) is the source of this 1143-nucleotide messenger RNA. Its product is annotated as E3 ubiquitin-protein ligase rififylin-like. The record is from RefSeq and is a predicted model, not a curated record. Gene Ontology annotation, molecular function: ubiquitin protein ligase activity. NCBI's taxonomy places the organism in Eukaryota, Metazoa, Chordata, Lepidosauria, Squamata, Anolidae. Bases 143 to 886 code for a protein of 247 amino acids. Gene Ontology annotation, biological process: proteasome-mediated ubiquitin-dependent protein catabolic process; negative regulation of extrinsic apoptotic signaling pathway via death domain receptors; protein K48-linked ubiquitination. The transcript has 5 exons. Gene Ontology annotation, cellular component: plasma membrane; cytoplasm.